CGUGGCAGUCUAAAAAGAAAAAUUAGUUGCCGGAAUUGUUGUUUACGCAAAUUUUAUUAAUUUUUGCGUAAUUAUUUGUAAAAAUUGCAUAAAAUUCAACUAAAAUCAGCGUUACAGCGAAAAGAUAUGUCUAGUUUUCGCAAAAGAGUCGUUCGUCGACCUAUACCGGGCACUCGUACCAGCCCACAGACUGGCCAAGUGAUAACAUCAAGUGGAAAUCCCUCAUUGGAUGUCAUAUUGGGUGGAGGUUUACCCCUUGGCUCAAUAUGUCUCAUAGAGGAGGAUAAAUUUGUAUCCUAUUCAAAAGUGUUGGCCAAAUAUUUUAUGGCCGAAGGUGUCUUAUCCAAACAGUCCAUAUUCUUGGGUUCAUUGGACGACACUCCCAAGGAAUUGUUGAAAAAACUACCCGAACAUUGUGAUGUCGCCACCUAUGAUGAAAAUCCCGAAACAAGUAAAAAUGGUUUACGUAUAGCCUGGCGUUACAAUGAUUUACCCAUAGUAAAUUCUGAACAGGCAACGGAAAAAAUUGGACAUAAUUUCAAUUUGAUGGAAUUCAUGGAUCCCAAGUUAUUGGAAAGUGCCCACACCAUCACCUGGUCCGAUAAUCCCCUAGACAAUGAUAUUGUAGUUAAUCAGGAUGAAGACGAGGACGGCUGGGAUCUCAAAGAUCCUGGCAAUGAUUUCGACAAUGAAAAUGACGCCGCCUACGUAAUGGAUUCGAGCAAAGAAAUCGAAUUGGAGAAUUCGAAAAAUAACUCCACACCAAAUCCUGCUUUAUGUUUGGAUGAUAAACAAGAGGUGGUCGAGGAUAAAAAUGCUACUGGUUCUACGGAAACUUCUGCUUCAUCGUCCAUGCCUACACCACCUUCACCCUUGUGUAAGCCGCCGGUGGAAAAUCAGCUAUUCCAUAAUGCGAAAUAUUUCCGUCUACUCAAAGAGGUGCACAAUUUAUUGGGUGAUGAUAAAUUUCAUUCGGGUGGUUUUUUGGUGAAGCGUAGCUUAUGCCGCGUAUGCAUUACGUCUUUGGGUUCGCCCCAGUGGUAUGAUGAGAAUUUCGGUGAGGAUUUACUCAAGUUUUUGACCAUUCUACGUGCGGCUGUCCGUUCAUCAGUUUCGGUGUGCUUUAUAACGAUGCCAAUGCAUCUGGUGGCUAAAUAUGAUGAUACAUUGGUUGCGAAAAUACGUAAUUUAGUCGAUUAUGCCAUUGAAUUGGAAUCAUUUGCCGGUUCGGAUAAAGAAACAAAUCCAGCUUUCAAAGAAUACAAUGGCCUAUUUCAAUUGCGUAAAAUUGCAGCCAUUAAUACACUAAGUGCCUACAUGCCGGAAACAACUGAUUUGGCAUUUAAAUUGAAACGCAAAAAGUUUGUCAUUGAAAAAUUACAUUUGCCACCGGAAUUACAAGAUGAUUCAAACGCUGCUGCUAAACAAGAUGUGAAACCAACACUUAGUUGUGGCAGUAAUACAAGUCCAAAUUUGAAUACUUCUUUGGAUUUUUAAAACACCAAUAACAUUAAAAAAAAGUACAAGUUUUCAAAAAACAGUUAAAUUUACACAAAACAAACAAACAAACAAAC
This is a messenger RNA of Calliphora vicina (urban bluebottle blowfly), 1574 nucleotides long. It is a transcript of the gene Elp4, whose product is annotated as Elongator complex protein 4. Gene Ontology annotation, biological process: tRNA wobble uridine modification. The record is from RefSeq and is a predicted model, not a curated record. NCBI's taxonomy places the organism in Eukaryota, Metazoa, Arthropoda, Insecta, Diptera, Calliphoridae. The transcript is spliced from 4 exons. Gene Ontology annotation, cellular component: transcription elongation factor complex; elongator holoenzyme complex; cytoplasm. The coding region runs from base 127 to 1497 and encodes 456 amino acids.